AUGCCCCGGGUCACCUCCCUGCUGCACGCCCUGCUGUUCGUUCUCCUGCCGGGCCCGAGCCGGGGGUAUUUCCCCGAGGAGCGCUGGAGCCCCGAGUCUUCGCUCCUCGCUCCCCGGGUCGUCGUCGCGCUGGUCUGCCGCAAUUCGGCGCACUCUCUGCCGCUCUUCCUCGGAGCCCUCGAGCGCCUCGACUACCCGAAGGACCGCAUUGCGCUGUGGGUGGCGACAGAUCACAACAUAGACAACACCACAGCCAUCCUGAGAGACUGGCUGGUGAAGGUGCAGAAUGACUAUCACUAUGUGGAGUGGAGACCUGACGACGAAUCCAGUGCCUUUGAAGAUGAGGUGGGGCCUAAGCACUGGAAUAAUCUCCGUUAUGAACAUGUAAUGAAGCUCCGUCAGGCAGCGCUGGAGACCGCCCGCGAGAUCUGGGCCGACUACCUGCUGGUGGCUGACUGUGACAACCUGCUCACCAAUCCGGACACGUUAUGGAAGCUAAUUAGUGAGAACAAGACGAUCGUAGCGCCAAUGCUGGAGUCCAGAGCUGCGUAUUCUAACUUCUGGUGCGGCAUGACCUCACAGGGUUACUACAAGCGUACACCAGCCUACAUGCCUAUCCGUAAGGGAGAGCGCCGUGGCUGUUUCGCUGUACCGAUGGUCCACUCCACCUACCUCGUGGACCUACAGAAAGAGGCCUCCCGUCAGCUGGCUUUUUAUCCACCACACCCAGAGUAUAGCUGGACCCUGGAUGAUGUCAUAGUCUUUGCCUACUCAGCUCGCGCUGCAGAGGUGCAGAUGUAUGUGUGCAACAAAGAGAUUUAUGGUUAUUUCCCAGUUCCAACGCGUUCCCAUGGUACCCUGCAGGAUGAGGCGGAGAGCUUCUUGCAUACUCAGCUUGAGGUCAUGGUGAGAAAUCCUCCAUUGGAGCCCUCCAGCUUCCUGUCUCUUCCUCCCAAGCAGCCUGACAAGAUUGGCUUUGAUGAGGUGUUUAUGAUAAAUCUGGUGCGGAGAGCUGACCGUCGUGAGCGGAUGCUGAGAAGUCUGUAUGAGCAGGAGAUCAGCUGUAAGGUUGUCGCUGCUGUGGAUGGCAAAGCUCUGAACAAGACUGAUAUAGAGUCUAUGAGGAUUAAAAUGCUGCCAGGUUACAAAGACCCUUAUCACGGUCGGCCUCUCACCAAGGGUGAACUGGGUUGUUUCCUCUCUCAUUACAACAUCUGGAGGGAGAUAGUAGAUCGUGGUCUGCAGACAUCCCUGGUCAUCGAGGACGACCUCCGCUUUGAGGUGUUCUUCAAGCGACGAAUCCAGGCGCUGCUGCAGGAGGUGAAGACACACAAGCUGGACUGGGAUCUCAUUUACAUCGGGCGAAAGCGGAUGCAGGUGGACCACCAAGAGAAGACUGUGCCAAACAUCCAUAAUCUGGUGGAGGCAGACUACUCCUACUGGACACUAGGUUAUCUGUUGUCUUUACAAGGAGCCCGGAAGCUCCUCAAGGCCGACCCUCUGACCAAGUUGCUUCCUGUCGAUGAGUUCCUUCCUGUCAUGUACGACAAACAUCCAGUGUCAGAGUACAUGGACCACUUUGAGACUCGGGACCUGCGCGCGUUUUCUGCUGAGCCACUUCUGGUGUAUCCGACCCAUUACACAGGAGACGAGGGCUACAUCAGUGACACGGAAACAUCAGUGGUGUGGGACAACGAGACCGUCAAAACCGACUGGGACCGAGCCAAGUCGAGGAAAACUCAGGAGCAGGGGGAGCUGAGCUUCGAGGCCCAGAACUCCGACGUACUGCAGUCUGAACUGGAGAACUGGAGCACACGGGACGAGCUGUGACGAAGAAGAGGGGACUUGACGAGGAGAGACAGAGAAGACUCUGGCAAACAGAGAUAAGGAUAAAAGGGGAUAGAAUAAAGCUGUGAUGGUGGAGGGAAUGGAUAAGAUGGCGAGAAUAAAACAAACGCAGGAGAAGAGAGAGGAAAGGCAGAGUCAGACCGACGCAGGGUUAGUGAGGGGAAAAUGCUUUUCCUUAUACAUUUCUCUCCCCGGUCUUUCAUCUUUCUCUUAGGAGAUGAGAUGUAGAUGUAGAGUUAACUCUUGAAGAGUCAGCUAGCAGCUUUUGUUUUAUUUAUUGCAUCCAACGCACAUCCCUUGACCACAGCCCUGUCCGAUAACAGAACCAUGUAGGGCUGGGCAAUAUGUUGAUAUUAUAUCCAUAUCCUGAUAUGAAACUAGAUAUCAUCGUAGAUUUUGGAUAUCUUCCAGACUAUUUUCCUGGUUAAAAGGCUGCAUUACAGUAAAGUGAUGUAAUUUUCUGAACUUAUCAAACUGUCCUGGCCCUCUACUAUUUGCCUCUACCCACAUCAUCAUAAUAUCCACAUAUCCACAUAGCAGUCUCAUAGUUAAAAUAUUUCGCAAAUGCACCAAGAGUCAACCUUACAAUAUCUUCCCUAUAUCAAUAUUCAGGUGUAUGGUAAAAAAAAUAUGUGAUAUCAGAUGUUUUCCAUAUGACCCAGCCCUAGUUCCAUGUCUUAAAGGUCCAGUGUGGAGGAUUUAGUGCCAUCUAGUGUUAUAGAACUGAAACUUCUCUUGUGGGCCAAGCGUGUAGGAGACCUACAGAGGCUGAUUCAAAAAUGUAAAAGGCCCUAUGUAGAGCCAGUGUUUGGUUUGCCCGUUUGUGGCGACUGUAGUACAACAUGGUGGACUUCAUGGAGGAGGACCUGUUAUUAUAAACAAAUGAAAACACAGACAUAUGCCAUUUCUGCCAAUAGAUGCCCCUAAAUGCUACACACUGGACCUUUAAAUAGUAUUUCACCCAUAUAUAAAGUCUUCCAUAGAAAAUAAAAUAAAAGCAGGUGCUGGAAAAAGAUGCAGUAUUUAGCUCAACUCCAAAGUGACAUCUGUUCACAACACAUCAUCAAAACAUCACCUAGUUACACGCGAAAGCUGCAGUAUGCUUUGGCUUUGGAAAAUGAGCCUCUAGAAUAUAAAACGACAGCUCCUUUUAUACUCUUAAGGAAAAACACAGUCACUAAAAUGCUGCCUUUUCUAUACACAGUAUUAUACGGUCAGUGGCUCCCAACCUUUUUGGCUUUUGAUCCCUUAAGAAGAAGCAGUGUCUACUUGAAACCCCUCAUCACCAGUUGCGGAUGUCUACUGGCUGUGACGAGUUCUACCAAAGAGUUGGGAACCACUGCUCUGUCGUCUUCUCCCACUGACUCUUAACUCCUUGUUGUUAAGUUCAGUCAUUGUGUUAUUUAAGUUUUCGAAGGUUGUUAGUUAAUAGCCUUAGAUAUUUUUCACUCAUGAAUGUAAUGUAGUGUUUUAUUUGCUGUCAAACCUUUUUACACUUUGACAGCAGCUGUGUAUUGGUUUACUGUUCCCCCCUCGGUUCAUAUUGCAGUUUUAAUGUAGCUUUUGUUGCAUUUUGUUUGUCGAAGAUCACAGAAAACAAAUGAAUAUUGAUUUUUUUAAGUAACUUUUCAUGUUUUGUCUCCUUUGUGGUUACAAAGUGUGUUUUUUUAACCAAAGAAUGAAUAAAUGCUUUUAUAAUUAC
This is a messenger RNA of Epinephelus lanceolatus (giant grouper), 3550 nucleotides long. Its product is annotated as procollagen galactosyltransferase 1-like. Gene Ontology annotation, molecular function: procollagen galactosyltransferase activity. The record is from RefSeq and is a predicted model, not a curated record. Lineage: Eukaryota; Metazoa; Chordata; Actinopteri; Perciformes; Serranidae.